Aureobasidium subglaciale EXF-2481 is the source of this 903-nucleotide messenger RNA. RefSeq lists its product as uncharacterized. The record is from RefSeq and is a predicted model, not a curated record. NCBI's taxonomy places the organism in Eukaryota, Fungi, Ascomycota, Dothideomycetes, Dothideales, Saccotheciaceae. The transcript has 6 exons. The coding region runs from base 1 to 903 and encodes 300 amino acids.
AUGUGGCCUCAAAACACAUUCGACAUCGAGACCGCGAAGCAGCGUAAGGAUGCUACGACUAAGUUCGCCGACAAGAAGAAUCCUAUUCGUGUCCUGGUCAGCAGUAUCCCCGUCGCCGGUCAAGCCUUCAACUUCCAGGAAGAGGAAGCACUUAUCCUCAUCCUCCUUGCACAUAACACCUUCGACCAGGUCAUCGCAGCUAGGACCGAGGUAAAGCAACUCCCGAUUAUUGCCGGAGCCGCUCGCCUUGUCGCCGAGCAGCAUAAGGUUAAACAGCUGAUGCGUGACGAGGAAAUUCCGGAGAAGGACUGGCAGCUCAAGUACCCAUCCUACAAAUCCCAGGUCAUACACGAAAAGGCUGCCCGCAUAUACAGAAUGCUCAUCGGCUCGCGUGCCGACCACCUAAAAGGCUUAGAAGGAGCAAUGUGUAGCCAACUGGACCAAGGAUCUCGCCGCCGCGAAUGCCCGGACUCUAUGCUCGCCGCACUUAAGGCCGGCACCAUCGGCACUCCGAUCGCUACGACCGCGAGCGUUAAGAAGAAGGUACCAUUCCGGGUUAACCUAAGCGCCAGAAAGGCGGCCGACUCCUCGCCCGUCUCUACGCCAUCCACCCCUACACCCGGCCAAGCAGGCGUCGAAGCUGAAAAAGUUGUCCACCGACAACUUUUCCUUCAAUCCUCUCCUCAAACCCCUGAGCUCGUCCCGGAGCCGCACAUCGCGGACGCUGAAGUCGACAUGAUGGACGUUGUCGGAGAUGAGCCCACCCAGCAGGCUCCCAUCCCCAAGAAGAGAAAGCGCGCAGAGAAGGAGAAGACCCUCCCAGACCCCGGCCCCAAGAGACAGCGCAAGGAGAAGGAGAAGCCGACCCUAGGUACCACUAAGAAGAGAAGCCUCCGUUCCUAG